This is a messenger RNA of Paramuricea clavata, 855 nucleotides long. Lineage: Eukaryota; Metazoa; Cnidaria; Anthozoa; Malacalcyonacea; Plexauridae. The record is from the annotation of a GenBank genome assembly.
AUGGCAUCUUAUAUACAAGGCUAUGAUAAGGAAAGGUUUGCGACCACAGUCAAUCGAAAUUUCCUCUGUUUGAUGUGCUUCAACGUUCUUAAAGAGCCGGUUCUGUGUCCGAGAAACCAACAUUGUUUCUGCCGUGCUUGUAUUACGAAACACCUCGAGAAUUCCAAAAGAUGCCCUACGUGUGCGGACGAACUGACCGUAGAGACUCUAGCUGAACCCAACAGAAUGGUAAAAGAUAUUUUAAAUGAAUUAAACAUUCAUUGCACUUACAUCGACAGAGGUUGUCAAGAGAUCCUACAAUUACAACAUCUUGAACGUCAUGAGGCUACAUGUGGAUUUACAGCAGCCGUUUGUACAAACCAAGGCUGUGGUGCGACUUUAAACCAACGUGAUCUUAUUCGCCAUCAAAGGGAACUAUGCGAAUUUCGCGAGUUGAAGUGCCACACGUGCGGAGAAAUGACAAAAACGUUGGCAGAUAUGGAGAAAAGAAUGGCAAACGUCGAGAAGAAUAUGGCAAAAAGGGAGACAGUGGUUACCAUGGAAACCCACAUAAAAAAUUUACAGACAAUUAUGGAGAGAAACGCCGCGGAUAUGGAAGGAAAACUCGAAGCUGUAAAUAAUGAAGUGCGAGGAUUGAAAUCAGCUUUGAUUGAAGGUUUUGAUGAAAUGAAGGAUGUUCUUGUCAAAAUGGAGGACAUUAAAGAAGACAACACAAGAAAAGUAAGAAAUUCAGCAAGUGGUGAUAAGGAAAAUAUAAUUGUUGCUGGAGGUUAUGCAACUGAGUCUGUGGAGACGUUUAACUGGCGUCAAAGAACAUGGUCGCCAUUGCAAUCUAUGCCAAAGGAGCGUAGGUAG